Molecule: messenger RNA, 3999 nt
Organism: Paramisgurnus dabryanus
Lineage: Eukaryota; Metazoa; Chordata; Actinopteri; Cypriniformes; Cobitidae
Source: RefSeq, a predicted model, not a curated record
ACUAAAUCAUAUUCCAUUUUAAAUUAAAAUGUAAAUACCUUUAGCAUGUCAGAAGCUAACAGCAAGCAGAUUUAUCAGUUUGGUUUACAUAUGGUCCUUUCUCCUCAGUUUGCUGUGACUGACUGUGGAACGACUGACAUGAAUACAUUUCAAGGUGUGCCAACUUACCAACUGUGAGCCUGCAAUGCUGCAGCCACACAGUGUCUUUUACAACUCAUUUCCAACAUGGGCCACCAGAGGACACCAGACCCAUACCAAAGUUCAUGUCUCCGGCCACUGUGGUCCACUAUAACCCUUCUGUGCCUUUUCCAGCUUCGUGUUUCCACAGCUGCCACCAUAAAGGUUGGUGUGGUGGGACCUUGGGCAUGUGACUCCAUUUUUACCAAAGCUCAUCCUGAUGUGGCCGCACGGUUAGCUGUGGCACGCAUCAAUAAGGAUCCAUCACUCUCACACGGCGUCACGUUUGAUUAUGUGAUCCUGGAAGAGGAAUGUGUGACAUCACAGUCUCUCGCCCGUUUUCUUGGUUUUUAUACACGAGCGUCUGGGUUUAUUGGCCCUGUUAACCCAGGUUACUGUGAAGCUGCCUCUCUCUUAGGAAAGAGUUGGAAUAAGGCAGUGUUUUCUUGGUCUUGCAUCGGAUAUGAGCUCGAUGACACGCGUAGUCACCCCACUUUUUCCCGCACCAUGCCUCUUCCCACCCUUGUGCUGCUGAGCUUCAUGCGCUACUUUCGCUGGGCACAUGUGGGCAUCAUUUCAUCAGCCGAGGAUGUCUGGGUGGAGACGGGAAUAAAGUUGGCUGAUGCCCUCCGGACUCAUGGAAUGCCUGUUGGCAUAGUGGCAUCCUUUGGUAAUGACCACAACAGUGCGUGUAAGACCCUGGUCAAGCUCAAGAAGGUGCAAGAUCUUCGCUUGGUCAUUCUCUGCAUGCACUCAGUGUUAAUUGGUGGAGCAGCCCAAAAGUUGUUGUUGGAGACGGCAUAUGACAUGCGGAUGACAGAUGGAUCAUUGGUGUUCAUACCUUAUGAUACUCUAUUUUACAGUCUUCCCUACCAUCACAUAGCCCAACCAGCCCUGCGCCAUAAUAGUAAACUGUUACGAGCCUAUGAUGCCGUGCUAACCAUCACUAUUGAGUCUCCAAAGGAAGAGUCUUUCUACCACGCUUUUGAAAAGGCUCAGGAGCAAGGGGAGCUGCCCAUGAACAUUAAUCCACAGCAGGUGUCUCCAUUGUUUGGCACCAUUUACUCCUCCAUUAUGGUCAUGGCUCAUGCUGUGCAAAGUGCCAGGGCAUCAGGUCAGUGGAUGUCUGGGGGAAACAUUGCCCAAAAUGCCCGUAAUCUGGUAUAUAAAGGCUUUAGCCAUUCAUUACAGUCAAAUUCCUCUGGGCUUGGCAUGCUGGAUUAUGUGGUGCUGGAUACUGAUGGCUUUUCUUGGGAGUUGCAACCUACGUAUCGUAUAGAGAUGCAGACAGAUAUGGUGCGCUUUUUGGGUCGGUCAAUUCACUACCCUCAAGGGGGACCACCCAAAAGCGAUUCCAGCUGCUGGUUUACACCUGGGAAUAUCUGUAGUGGAGGUGUGAAUCUAUUCAACACGGUUUUAAUCAUCAUCUGCGGUUUUCUGCUUAUCUUCUUCUUGAUUGGCUGUUCUUACUUUAUUAGGCGUAGAAUUAAUCAGAUCCGAAUGGUGCGAGGCCCAAAUAAGAUUCUGCUGACUUUAAACGAUGUUACAUUUAUCAACCCAUCUCUGAGCAAUAAGAAGCUGAGCUUGGAUGACAAAACCAGUGAGAUGAGAAUAAGUGAAGUUUCAGAGCGAAGCCUCAGGUCUCCACUGUCUGAGCAAUCGCCAGCCACCUAUGAGAAUUCAAAUAUUGCCAUUUACGAGGGUGACUGGGCGUGGUUGAAAAGACUUCCAUAUGGAAACUUCCAGAGCAUCACGCCUAAUACCAGUGAUGUAUUUGAGCUGAUGAAAGAUAUGAGGCAUGAGAACGUUAACCCCUUUCUUGGCUUCUUCCAUGACUGCGGAGUCUUUGCCAUAGUAACGGAGUUCUGUUCACGGGGCAGCUUGGAAGAUCUUUUGGUAAAUGAAGACGUCAAACUGGACUGGAUGUUCAAGUCCUCUCUUAUUAUGGACCUCAUCAAGGGUAUGAAAUACCUCCACCACAGGAACGUCUGUCAUGGAAGGCUUAAAUCUAGGAACUGUGUGGUCGAUGGACGUUUUGUGCUUAAAAUCACAGACUACGGCUACAAUGAGGUGUUGGAAGCUCAGAAAUUUCCGUAUGUUGAACCACCAGCCGAGGACCUUCUAUGGACUGCCCCAGAGAUAUUGAGAGGGGGUUACCCUGGUUUGUAUGGCAGUCUGCCUGGUGACGUGUACAGUUUUUCUAUCAUCAUGCAAGAGGUGGUAAUGCGAGGGCCUCCAUACUGCACACUGGAGCUGUCUUAUGAUGAAAUCAUCCAAAAAGUCCGGAAGCCUCCUCCAAUGUGCCGGCCUGUUGUGUCCCCGGAUCAUGCUCCAAUGGAGUGCAUUCAGCUUAUGAAGCAGUGCUGGAAUGAGCAGCCAGAGAAACGACCUACAUUUGAAGAGAUUUUUGACCAGUUCAAGAAUGUUAAUAAAGGGAAGAAGACCAACAUCAUCGAUUCUAUGUUGCGAAUGUUGGAGCAGUACUCCUCCAACCUGGAGGAGCUGAUCAGAGAAAGGACUGAGGAGUUGGAAAUAGAGAAACAAAAGACUGAGAAACUUCUAACACAAAUGUUGCCCCCGUCAGUUGCAGAGGCUUUAAAGCAUGGGACUACAGUUGAACCAGAGUACUUUGACAGUGUCAGUCUUUACUUCAGUGAUAUUGUUGGCUUUACCACAAUCUCAGCAAAUAGCGAGCCUAUUGAGGUGGUUGACCUUCUCAAUGACCUUUACACUCUUUUUGAUGCUAUAAUCGGCAAUCAUGAUGUCUAUAAGGUGGAGACCAUAGGUGAUGCUUACAUGGUGGCAUCAGGUCUACCUGUGCCAAAUGAAAACCGUCAUGCAGCUGAGAUCGCAAAUAUGGCCCUGGACAUUCUGAGCGCUGUAGGCACCUUUAAGAUGAAACAUAUGCCUGAUGUACCUGUCCGGAUCCGAAUAGGGCUUCAUACAGGUCCAUGUGUGGCUGGUGUGGUGGGUUUGACUAUGCCACGAUACUGUCUGUUUGGGGACACGGUCAACACUGCUUCUAGAAUGGAGUCCACUGGAAUGCCAUAUAGAAUCCAUGUCCAUUCCAGUACUGUGAAAAUACUGUUGGACUUGAAAUUGGGAUACAAAGUUGAGUUAAGAGCCAGGACUGAAAUCAAGGGGAAAGGUAUAGAAGAAACCUACUGGCUUACCGGGAGGGACGGCUUUACCAAACCACUUCCCGUACCACCUGUACUAAAGUCAGGGCAAAUGGCUCAUGGUUUGCAGAUGGAGGAGAUAGCUGCAUACAAGAAGCGGAAAGCAGAAUCACAGCUUGCAAAGAAGAAAAACUGAGGUAAUGUUAUGCAUGGAGAAUGUAUAACAUUACUUAAUGUGGCACUUGAAGUGGGGUUGGGGUGGUGGGAUUUGGGCUGGGUUAUAGAGUUAUUAUGGGAGACUGUCAAUUUUAUUUUAUAUUUUGGAUCCAUUCUCCAACAAUUAACAGGACUCAGUUCUUCUACUUUCAAGUAAUGUUUCUUUAAAUAUAUUAUAUUUUCCGGCACUCUUAAAAAAGAUGGGCUAUUUUCAUCCCAUGCUUGAGUAAAAAAUAUGGACAAAAAUGUCCAUAUUUCACCCAACCACGAGUUGAAAACAACCCAGCAAGGUUAAUUUAAACCCAGCAGUUGGUUUUGUCCAUAUUUUACCGAACCAUGGGUUGAAAACAAUCUAGCAUUUUAAAGUGUACUGUUUCAUAUUUUUAAGGUUUUCGUUAAAUGUUUAUAAACUGUCAUUUAACUAACUUGCUAUGCAUAAAAUUUAUCAUCUUAAUAAUCUGUCUGAUGUAAACCUUUUUUACAAUAA